AUGUGCACCUCAGUCAAGAGAUUGAUCACAGGGCUGGCGGUAUGGCUUCCGAUGCUCGUCAGCGGUGGCCUCACCGCAGCGCUGCAGACGCCUCUUCGCCAGUGCAAUCUCCCUCUUGGCGACGAGCCCUUUGAGACUGCAACUCCAGAAGAAGUCGGGCUGUCGUCUGACGAGGUCACGGCAGCUCUGGCAUACGCUAAUCUUCACGGACGGGUGGCAGUGCAUAUCUUUCGAAACAACUGUCUCGUCGGCCGUGGCGUUGCUGACUCAGUAACCGACAACAUACCAGUGCAGGUCUUUUCCGUGACAAAGUCGAUUGUGGGAAUGCUGGCCGGCAUCGCUGUUGCAGACGGCAAGCUGGACAUUGACCGUCCCAUCGGCGACUAUCUGCCGGACGCGCCUGGCUGGGGCGAUGCCGCUCAUCGCGCCGUCCUGGUGCGGCAGGUCCUGACUGAGACGUCGGGGACGCAAGAGGCCAUACUGUCUGAGCUUCUCACCGUGGGAACGGAUCCGAGCGCUAUACAAGAGUUCCUCGGCCAGCCGAUUAUGCACUCGCCCGGAUCGCACUUUGAGUACUCGCAGCGCGACGCCGACGCGGCCGCCUACAUUGUGCAAAGCGCCGUCGGCCAGGACUUGCAGGACUUUGCGCAGGAGAGGCUCUUUGGACCGCUUGGGAUCGACAAGUCCGACUACUUUUGGCUCCGCGAUCGCUCUGGCAACACAUACGGCUAUGCGUGGCUCUUCAUCGCGCCCAAGCACCUGGCCCGCCUCGGUCUCGUGAUGCAGAACGGCGGACGAUACAAUGGCAGCCGCCAGGUCGUGCCCGCGGAGUGGGUGCGUGCCGUCGCCGAGCCUUCACCGCGGAACCCCUGCUACGGCUUUCUGUUCUGGAAUAAUGCCGGCAAGCCGUGCACAGGCGCCAACAUUCCCGUCGCGACCACGACUCAGCAGACAGCCGUGGCGAGCGCGUCGGGGGACCUCUUUGCCAUGGUCGGUGCUCUGCAGCAGAACAACUUCAUGAUUCCGUCUCUCAACAUGACAGUAACUUGGGCUGGCGUUCUAGGAGACACGGCCCCGAACCUCUCGGUCCUUUUGAGCGCCACGCCAGGCGACCUCUACUACAACUUCUUCCGCAUCCUGAUGCGCGCUGUACAAGACAAGGCGAUCCCAGACACUGGGCCUUACAAGUCACCCCCUUUUAGCUUGGACGUGAACCCGCUCAACUAUCUAAACCCCAUAGUGCUCCUCCGGGACUUGAUUGCUAGUCCCGAGUGCAAUAUUCUGUUUUGCAACGGCGGAAUUCCUACAAAAGGGCUUCUACAGAAUCUUGAAUCGAUUUUAGGGUAUCGUCCCUCGUUUUGA
This is a messenger RNA of Akanthomyces muscarius, 1362 nucleotides long. RefSeq lists its product as uncharacterized. Lineage: Eukaryota; Fungi; Ascomycota; Sordariomycetes; Hypocreales; Cordycipitaceae. The coding region runs from base 1 to 1362 and encodes 453 amino acids. The record is from RefSeq and is a predicted model, not a curated record. The transcript has a single exon.